AUGGCAUGUGGCCUGCUUUGUCAACAGGGUCCUCGAAAUCCCAUCUGGUCCUCAGCCAAUUACAACAGUGAGCACCCUUGGCAACAGAUGGACUGGGGUUCUCCUAGGGUUGUAUAUAUCCCCCUAGUAGAUCCCUGAACUGAGCAGCCCUGCAGUGGGGACCCUGUGUGCAUGCGCAUGAUCGUGGAGCAGAAGAGCACAGCAAGUAUUCCUCCCAGCGGUAAGCCCACAGGAAGGAGUCCCCUGGCUGCACAUACCCAGCCCCUGCCCCUCUAGGUGAACUUUCAGUGGGUGCCAGAUUUGGACCCAGCCACCUUUGGUGCCUCCCCAUGGCUGCCAGAUCACUUUUUGGUCCAGCUAGGUGAUUAUGUGUCCUUCCACUUUGAGCAUUACCAGGACAACUUCAGCCAUGUCUGCAAGAUCCUCCAGUGCCUGACCAGCUGAGCUCAGCCUUGGGCAGCCUCCUGCCUCAGUGGGGACCUAACCCUGCCAGAUGAUUGUGAGCUCUCCUGCAAGGAUCUCAAGGAAGUUGCACUGAUCUCAAGUUCAGUGCAAUUGUUGUGGUGUAGUGCCCUGCCCCCAGCCUCAAGUCAGCCACCAAUAGCCUCACAGCCAUCUGUGGUGAGGCAUUACGUAGCUAGGUUCUCAGAAGCUCUGAUCCUCAACAUGAGUGCUCCUCCCAGGCCUGUCCCAUCUGCUCUGGGCACCCCCACUGUUUCUACUACCAACUCUGCAUCCAGAAAUGCUGUGCUUGAAUAGCAGCUGAUCAAGGAGGAUGCCCCUGGGCCCCCUCCCUUGUCCAGUUCUGUGUGCAGCACUAAUCCUGAUUCUAUGGGGCAGACCUCCUCCCAGCCAGGGGAGAUGGUUCCCAAACCUAUACCUGCAUUUUCAGAAUUUGCUGUUCUAAAACCACAUCCAGCUUGCCAGGGUGUCUAGAACCCCAAAAGACGGGGGUUACUUCUGAGACAGAGGGAGACUAGGAGGCAUCCUUAGGUGAUUUAUAGGGGGUGCUAGGUACUCUGGAAACCCCAGAAGAGCCACCAUUUUCUCCUUCUGUCCACCCUGCCACCCUGGAAGCUGAACAUGUCCCAGGCAGGUGUAGCACUGUCUCAUGAUGAGGUGGCCUGUGUAGUCAAGGACCCCCAUAGCUUUCAGUUAGAGCAGAGUGACACUGUCAGAUGACUCUGGAUGAUAGUGCUACUAGUUGUUGCCCUGUCCACUGUCCUCCGCUCAGCGAGGAGGUGCAUUGAUUUGGGCUUGACCUUGUCUGAACACAAGUGUGUGGGUCCUCCCACCUCCACCCCCCCACUGCAGAAUGUUGACCUCUGCCUAAUGCCGCUCAUCCUCACACUCUCCCUACAGCCCAGGGACUGCCUCCUACUGGACUGUCAGCUCUAUUCCCACACCUUGCAGCAGAGUGCCAACUCACCUGGACCUGUUCCCACCAGUUGGACAGUUCCAUAGAUAAUCCCCUUCAGAUAUUUGUAUUAUCUUUGUAAAUGCACUCCUUCCCCACAAAAAACAACAAACCUCCUUCAGCAUUGGCUGGGACUGGACUGGGUCUGCCAUGCCAGCCCUCUUUGGAUCUGAUUGCUACUUGUCACUCCUUUCCCCAACUCUGCUUCCUGUGACCCCUGCCCUCUGGGCUGAAAUUUAAGGAAGGCUGAGUGGAGAAAGUAGCCACAUUGUUCAUUACAAGUGGAGUAGUAUCUUGACAGAGAAGGAUGCUUCCCUGUGGGUUUACUGGCAGCUCUGGUCUGUUGGGACAACUUAGAUUCAGGAAGGUGAGAUGCAAGCCCCCUUGCCAAUCUCAACUCUGUUCCAGGCAUCUCCCCGCCUUCUAUCCAUUAACAUUCUAGUCAUAACUGGUUUUCUUUAGAAGUGGUCAUGAAAAAAGUCUCAGUGCCAUUGACUGUGCUGUCCUCCCACUUUCUGCUUUUCAGCAGUCCCUACACCACCUCACACAUUGCUGAUUCACCACUUCAACCCCAAUACUGUAAUUCACUUAUAUUUCUAGGUAGACUGUGAGCCUCUAGUGUAGGGGCUGCUCCUUAGCUUUGUGUCCUUGGUACACAGUUGGUGCUUAUUAAAUGUGUGUUGAAUACAUGACCUGAGCCUGUGGUGUGGUAACUGCCAAUAAGCAGAGUCCUUGUUCUGUCAGUAUGAGCACUGUACCCAUUCUGUCUGGAACAGAGGCUAGACCUCAGCUGCAAGCACCUGAGAUUAGUAUUUCAGAUGUUGUUUCUGUGGUGACACAGAGGACUGAAAGGCCUGGUUGAAGGAGUUAGGGCUUAAUAGAUAGGAGGAGCAAGAGGCUUGGCAUGGAGUGUGGACUUGAGAACUGACUUCGUAAAGAAAGCCGAAGGUGAGGUGAGGAGCAGGCAGCAGACCAGAGCUGUGAGCCUCCAGGGGCUGGGGGAUUGGAAUGAAGAAAGACCUGUUCUGCAAAGGGAUGGAUUUUCUAAGAGCAGAGCUUAGAGGCUCCCUCAAGCCAAGUUUUACACAGGAUGGGUACAGUGCACCUUCCCAGAGGGGCAGUUAGGUAAGUAUUCCAAUCCCUUUUCAGUUUUACAAUUGUGAAAACGAAACACCUUCCUUGAAAGUAGGAAGAAAGAGUAAUAACUAUAAUAUAAGAUCCUAAAACUAGUUAUUUUAGGAAAAACAGUAAUAAGCAAACAUCUGGUUAAAAAAAAUCUUAGGUAAAUAGACAUUAUUGGGAUUAUAAGUAACAGUUGCUUAAAAAGGCUCUGGGUUCACAUGGUUUUAUGCGUGAAUUAUUUUAAGGCAUAGAUACAGGUAAAAAUAGUUGUAAAUCUUGGAAAUAGGUGGGAAGCUGAUAUUAACUUCAAAAGUAAAACAAACUGACAGAAGAAAUCACUGCAGUCUUGAUUCUGAUCAAAUGGGAGUUUGUGAAUGUUCUGGCCUAGCCCCAGUGCAGGUGCACUGCCACCCCUCAUCCCCUGUACUAUCACUAAGGCAGAGCCCUCCUUUUGCAGGCCUGGGAUGGAUUGCCUUCCCACCCCCUAUUCAGCUGUGAUAUGGCCUACCUGUGGGUCUGGUGUUAGCCUUAUCAAGGAGGGCCCUCAUUCCAGCUGGCAGGACGGUCAGUAGAACCUAAGCUGCUCUUGAGGUUGAUAGCCUGGUCAACUGUUGCAGGCCUGUAAGACUGCCUUUCCUAUCUCCAUCUAGUGAGUUGCUUCAGCUCAGGACUGCCCUCUUUUCUUCUGAUAUCAUCUUGUGAGACCUUUCCUUCCUCACAGACAGUUCCUACUGGCUUUGGUUAUAGCUCGGCAUACCUUUCCUGAGGGCCAGCUCUGCCAAGACAGGGCUGAGAUCUGGGGAGAGAUCAGAUGACCUGUUUUUUAAUCCUCUGUAUGUCUGUGUCCUAAUCUUGGGAAAUGGAGCCUAUUUAUUGUGUUGGGCUCUUAAGAAUAACACAAAGGAAAGGAGGGCAGGGCCUCUCUGGUGUUGACAGGUUGCUGUUCUUGGGUGCCCAUGCAAGUAGGAUUGAGGAGUGGACAGAAGGUCUCUUCCCUGUCCUUCCAGACAGACAGUGCAGUGUUGCAAAGUGACAGCUUUGUCUCCAGGCGGCGGUAGUGCCCUGCCUAGGGCAGAUUUGAUAUAGCUGCUUUCCCUUUCUAGGUGGGGAGAAGGAACAUAGAGGCCAGGAAAGGAGGCCCUGCACAGGCUAUAAGACUGUCACUGCUCCUAGCAUGCCAUACAAGCUGACAAAAGGAGGGUGUUCCUGGGAGCAGCAUAGUCUGGCACAGUGUAGUACAUGUGCUCCGGAUGCCCACCUUCCAGAUGUCCCUCACUUCCCUUGGAAAUAUCCAGAGAUUUUAUUUCUCAAAGGAAGGAUACAGUGGGCACUAUAGGAGGGUUUUUCAAUUAACUGUUUAUAAGGAAAAUUCUAAAGCAAGAAGGAUUGAGGGCAAGGUCUUACACUGAAACAUUUUAUAAAGCUCCAAUAGUGAAGAUGGUUGUAAACUGGUGUUGACUGGUGAACAGAAAAUAAAAAAAUUUGAGAUAGAGCCAAAUAAAUAAUAAAUAUAAAACUUUAGUUAAUGCUAAAGGUGUUUCAACUUAACUGAAUAAAAUGGAUUAUUCAGUGAAAGGUUAGCUAGUCAUCUGGAAAAUAGUAAUACUGGAUACCUACUGCUAUACCAGUCUAGUCUCCAAUGAAUUAAUCUCAACAUUAUAUCAUAGAAGUACUACAGGAGAAUAUGGGUGAUUUUUUUUCUUCUUCCUGUGAUCCCAGGACUUUAAUCAUUUUAAAUACCCAGAAUUGUUGAAAGUAUGAAGAAACAGCUUCUCAUUCUAUUGGUGGGAGUUUGAAAUACUGCAAUCAGAUGACAUUUCUAGAUGCACAGAUACUGAUUUACCUUCAUACCAGUGAUCAUUGCUGUUUCUGUGGUGUAAGGAUUUGAGUGUGGGCUUCAACUCAGCUUGGACACUUCUGGCCUCCCCCACUUGCAAUCUGAUGGUCCUUCUUACCUGAUCUCUGAGCUAUUAGAAUGGCUUGUUCUCAGUGGGAUAGUGGGAGGGUUGAAUGAGAUCAUGCUCAUGCAUGACUUGAGCCCUGUUGACCACUGAAUAGAUGUCACUUCAUGAUUAACAGCAAAAGUAGAAAGGACACAAAGGUCCAGCAAUAAGGAGCAAAGUAAAUAUUGGUUUACUAUAUCAGUUAGGAUGAACCAGAUUGUGCUGCAGUAACAAGAACCUCUAAUCUUUAGUAGUUUGAGUCAACACUACUUAUUUCCUGCCCAAUCCACACAUUUGUCAUGCAUCAGCUGGGCAUCUCCUCCCAUGACAGUCUCUUAAGUACCUGUGCCAACAGAAACUACACUAGAAAUAUUUCUCCAUGACCAGAGGCAGAAAAAGACCACGUGGCACUCUACUUCCAUCUCUGACCAGAGGAAGGUGCCAAGCCACAUCUGAGUUCUACAUGAUGAGAAUGUCUCCUUAUCCCCUGGGGUGGGACACUCAGUGUUGAGAAGAACAAGCAUCUCCUCCCUGCAAGACUCAGCCAUACAGCCAUCAAAGUGGGAUGUGAGGGGCUAUUGAUGAUACAUUUGGGAAGAUGACUGUGAGUUUGUUAGUGUAGUGUGAAUUAACAGAAAUGCAUUCUCUCCUAGUUCCAGAGGCUGUAAGUCAGAGAUCAAGGUGUCUAAAAUAGCGGGGUUUCUUCUGAGGCUUCUGCCUGACUUGUAGAUGAUUGUUUUUCUCACUGUGUCCUCUCAUGGUUAAACUGUCCAUUUCCUAAUCUUAAACAGACACCAGUCAUGUUGGACUAAGGCCCACCAUAGACCUUUAAAGGCCCAUCUCCUGGGCCUUUUUGGUGGCACAGGGGUUAAGUCUCAGUUCUUUCAAGCUAUUAACGAGCCACUGUGGCCUGAGUUCAUCCCUGGCCAGGGAGCUAACCCACAUGGUGCAGCAGACCUCUCUUGUCUCACCUGCUGCUCCCCUCAGCAGUGUUUUUCAGUAGAUCUGCCUGUUCUGCCUCCCAUUCUCUGUCUGGUGAAUCCUCUCACCCCCUGCAUCUUUGGCCUACACCCCAGUUUUUGUAUGCAUAAAUAAAUAAUAAAUAUUUUUUAAAAAUAAUAAAGGCCCACUUCCAAAUAUAAUGACAUUGUGAGGUGCUUGGGGGUUAGGGCUUCUACAUGUUGAUUUUGGAGGGAACAAUGUAUCUCAUAAUAAUGGCCAAGGUGGAUUUCUUUGUUCUCUUGGUUGUAGUCUUGGAUGGUACUUUCAUGAGCAGCCUUCUGAGUGCCCGUGUGCAGAAUACUUCCAGGCCUCUGGAGUAGGAAGUGCCCAGUUCUGUUUGUGGGACUUUCUGCUCCAGUUGAGUCUCAUUCCCUUGUAUCUGUAACUUUAUAGGGAAUCGUCAUCUCCCUUCCCUUCAACCCAGUUUUUCAGGUUGGCAUGGCGAGUUUUUAAAACACAUUUUGUUGCAAAUGGAAAAAUGAAAAGGAUGGUAUAGUGGACCGUGACAUGUCUUGCCCAGUGAUCAGUCCUUGUCUGGGGGAUGCUGUGCCAGUGGACUGUCUGACUGCUUUCCCCGGGUGGUAGGAGGCCUAAGUUCACUUUGUUUCCCUUUGGGCUAUGGCGUCCUCAUCUGUAGGUAGGUGAUGUGAGCUCUGUAACAGAGGCCUUGAGCUGGGCCUGGGGGGAGACCCUGGCCUGCAGGGUCUGUGCCAGGUCUGUGUUAGUGCUAGGGAGUGAGCCCAUGCUCUGCCACACCAGUGCCCAUUCUUUGCAACCCAAGUGCAGGUGCUGCUUGAUCAGGGGCCCCUGCUGACCAUAGGAAUGCUGCAUCUUGUAUGCUGAGAGUCCUGAGUGCACAGUGUUGCUUCCCUUGACUUUAGGGCUAGAGCUGAAGUUUCAUAAGGCUACAGGUGAGGUGUGUCAUCUGUGAGGGUCUCCAGGGUGGGGACUCCAGGACUCCUGGGUGGGUUGGCACUGAUCCUGUGUGUUAAGCUCGGGGUCACAGCAAUUUCCUCACUGAGACCCUGCAAAUGAGAGCCUCGGGUGACAGUGGCUGGGAGGGUUACAUUGGGCUGGAGCAGAUCCUUGGCCUCCUGGUCCCUGUCAUCAUCCCUCCUGCUCUCCACCCUUUGCAGCAUGUCACAGAACAUUUGCCACCUAUAGAUUGGAAUGAGUUUCUGCCUUGCAUAUGCCUGCAAGGUGGCAUAUGUAAUCACUGUCCUUGAUCCUCUCUUCCUCAGACUUCAAGUGUUGCUGGUAGCUGCUAGUAUAAGUGUACUUGUUUGUGUUUACUUUUUUGUGUGUGUUUGUGUGUACACUUAGACCUGGGGGGCUGGUGGGCAGAGACCACUGGAGAUAUGUGGUGCAUCUGUAGGCACGUUAUAUGUUGUAGACAGAUUGCUGGGGGACUUCCCACUCAAGGUAACCUUUGACACAGGAGUCACGAGGGUCCCCAUCAGAGAGUGCAUCACCACCAUUGUGGCUAAGGACACUUUCUCCAAGUGGGACUGGAUUCCCAGGAGCUUUGGGUAUGUCCCCACUCCCCAGGCUAGGGCAUCAGACCUUUAGGAUGGACUCCAUUUUGUGCCCUUGGUGAGUAUCAUCUGUAUGCUGUUAUCGGUGCUGGGCAGCUAGUCACUGGCAGAAGUGGGCUUCAGAGGCCAACAGUGGCACAUAGGAAAUGGUUGCACUUCCAGAAAAGAAGUAAGCUUUUCCAUAUGUUCACCAGGGACAAUGUGGCAGGUGACCUGUCACUGGCAAAGUUCCCACCCCUGCCCAUAAGUGCCUCUGGCUAUAAUGCCCCUGAGUUGGGUUUCCUUCCUGCUACCUUGCCAGGAUCCUUGAUCUACUCCUGGUGGGGUGGGGAGGUGGAUGUCCUUGAGAUGCCUGUUUAUGGAGAGACCCUCAUUUGCUGAUCCUAACUGCCCCUGCAGCCAAAUAGCCCCUUACCCUGACAUUUCCUCUCUGGUUUCUCUUGGUCUCACCCUCUCCCUAGUCACUAAGACCCAUGGAGAAGUCUGACUUGCAGCCUCACUGCCUGCAACUGCAGAACACUGGCCUUUCACACCUUAUGUUCUCUAGCCUUGAGGUUGUCAGACAUCAUUAUGCCUUCAUCUUCAUGGGACUCCUGCUACCUGAGCCUGGCCUGGCCUGCUGGUGUGAGAGAGUUGGUGGCUUUCCCAACCGGGAUUUGGCUGUCAUGGGGCAGAGGAAAAUAAUGGUGGCCUGGUGGGAGCAUUGUGCUUAUGACUGCCUAGGUAUCCACAUACCAAGUGGGCCUUGACCUUAGUGAAGGCACCUGGAAACUCGGUCCCAGAAAACUCAGAUGUAACUUUACCUCUGUCACCUGUUGCCCCAGAUAUGGGGGGGGGGGGG
Messenger RNA from Talpa occidentalis (Iberian mole), 7860 nucleotides. It is a transcript of the gene RTL10, whose product is annotated as retrotransposon Gag like 10. The record is from RefSeq and is a predicted model, not a curated record. Lineage: Eukaryota; Metazoa; Chordata; Mammalia; Eulipotyphla; Talpidae.